CCUGAUAAUGCUCAGCUGACCCUUACUUUCAGUACUAGCAGGAACGUAGUGCGUGAAAGACGUAAGCUUCGCUCGCUCCGCUCAACUAGGGAUUCUUUAACAAUAAUCAUACUCUAAAAUGGUAACAACGUCGAACUGCUGUUUCUGCUUCUCAGUGCGGACAGGGACUCUGAUCAUAGGAUGGAUUCAAACGGUGUUCGGAAUUUUAAACGUAGCUGCCAACAUUACAGCGAGGUCUUCUGGACAACAAAGUGAACUAGCUUCAACCGCCGCUGGUUCCUGGUCCAACAUCAUCUUAGGGUGCUUGCAAGUAUUGGUGGCCAUAGGUCUACUUUAUGGCGUGUAUACGCACCACAGAAAGUCCGUAUACUUUUACGUCUUUCUACAAGCGGCACUGAUUGUCAUUAAUAUUAUCAUGGUGAUUCUUCUGCUCAUCUACGCAGCCUUUAGUAACGUUGCUAUGGUGAUCUGCUCUAGUAUUAUCGUGUGGCUUAUACAAACAUAUCUGGUUGUCGUAGUCUACAGCUUCUACAAGGAAAUGGAAGAUCAUAUGUGAAACUUGUGACCUUAUCGUUGUUGUAUACUAUGAACAAUUUUCCGGAGAUCUUUGGUUGCAUAUUAAUCAGCAAACCUAUACAAUUACUGCUUACAAUAUAAAAUCCACAACUUAUAGAAACCUAACGAAUCAAACGUUUUCCUUUCAAUAAAGUUUUAGUUGCAUUAUAAUUGUCCACCUCUGUAAAAGGUCUGUCCCUGCUGGAAUUAUUUUUCGUAUAUUUUUAUAAGCCGAUUUUAAAUGAACACGACAUUUAAACCACCACAAUAGUAAUUUUAUUGGUUAAAAUCGUUAUCAGAAUCCAAAAUAGCUCAGUACACACAUCAGUACACCCUCAGGGUCUAAUACACACCUUUAUGAAACAAUUCUAGUAUAUAUGUAUAUAUUCUUUUGUGUUUGUAUGAAUUGUUUUUUAUAAAAUAAUAAUAAUAACGAUAAAACUUAUAACUGUUGUAAUCAACCUAUAAUUGUAUACACAUCAAUUCGUUUAGUCUUUUAUCAUAUCAGUUUGUUUUGUAUACUGUAUAAUAAAAUGUGUGUUUUAUUUGUG
Messenger RNA from Macrosteles quadrilineatus (aster leafhopper), 1106 nucleotides. RefSeq lists its product as uncharacterized. The record is from RefSeq and is a predicted model, not a curated record. Lineage: Eukaryota; Metazoa; Arthropoda; Insecta; Hemiptera; Cicadellidae. Bases 119 to 556 code for a protein of 145 amino acids. The transcript has 6 exons.